Messenger RNA from Coccomyxa subellipsoidea C-169, 2317 nucleotides. RefSeq names its product UDP-sugar pyrophosphorylase 1. Gene Ontology annotation, molecular function: UDP-N-acetylglucosamine diphosphorylase activity. The record is from RefSeq and is a predicted model, not a curated record. NCBI's taxonomy places the organism in Eukaryota, Viridiplantae, Chlorophyta, Trebouxiophyceae, Coccomyxaceae. The coding region runs from base 164 to 2011 and encodes 615 amino acids. The transcript has 13 exons. Gene Ontology annotation, biological process: UDP-N-acetylglucosamine biosynthetic process.
GUCGCAACAUCGAAUCAGAUGCUUUAACAUAAGAUCUCAGACUGUGCUCUUCUCAUUGAGACCUCUCCAGGGCCGACGAGAUCACUGGUGCCAUAUAGAUAUUCUUUCACCACUGUGCCAGCGGCCAUCGCCAUAAAUCGUAAUAGACCCGCCAACGGACUCUAUGGAUGCUCUGAAUGGAAACGAAGUGCUACUGACUGAACAGAAUAAGGAGCUCGUGCAGCAACUACUCGAUCUUGACCAAAGCCACCUGUUCCUGUCAUGGCCCCCUCCAGGGGAGAAAGACAACGAAAAGCAGCAGUUGCUGGAGCAACUGCAACACUUGGACCAGAAUUACACUGGUGGCCUGGCCACCUACAUAAAAAAUGCCAAGCAGCUGCUCGAAGACUCACGCUCAGGCAAGAAUGCGUUUGAGGGCUUUGUGCCCAGCGUGCCCAAGGGGAAGAAGCUCGACUUUGGCAGUGAGGAGUUCAAGGAGUUUGAGGAGCUCGGUGUUGCAGCCAGCAAGGAAGCUGCAUUCGUGCUGGUGGCUGGUGGCUUGGGUGAGCGCCUGGGCUACAAAGGCAUCAAAGUUGCUCUGCCCACCGAACUCGCCAGCGAAAAGUGCUUUCUCCAGGUGUACAUAGAGUCUAUUCGGGCGCUGCAAGCCAAGGCGGGCGGCAGCGCGCAGCUGCCGCUGGCGAUCAUGACGUCGGGCGACACGCACGCGCGCACCGAGGCGCUGCUGCAGGACAACGCCUACUUUGGCAUGCAGCCCGGCCAGGUCACCCUGCUCAAGCAGGAAAAGGUGGCAUGCCUGAGCGACGGGGAAGCGCACCUGGCGCUGGAUGCGAACAACCCAUUCGCGGUACAGACAAAGCCGCACGGGCAUGGUGACGUGCAUGCGCUGCUGCACUCGUCGGGCCUGCUCAAGCGCUGGGUGGCGGCUGGCGUGCGCUGGGUCGCCUUCUUCCAGGACACCAACGCCCUCGUCUUCCGCGGCAUCCCAGCCGCCCUCGGCGUGAGCGCGCGGUACGGGUAUGACAUGAACAGCCUGGCGGUGCCGCGCAAGGCCAAGGAGGCGAUCGGCGGCAUCGCGUCGCUGCAGCGCCCGGACGGUGGCCACCUGACCAUCAACGUGGAGUACAACCUGCUCGACCCCCUCCUGCGCGCCAACGGCUGGGCCGACGGCGAUGUCAACGACGCCUCCGGCUACUCCCCCUUCCCAGGCAACAUAAACCAGCUGGUGCUCAAGGCGGACAGCUAUGCGGCGGCGCUGGAGGAGACGGAGGGGAUCAUCGCGGAGUUUGUCAACCCCAAGUACAAGGACGACAGCCGCACCGCGUUCAAGUCCAGCACGCGCCUGGAGUGCAUGAUGCAGGACUUCCCCCACGGCCUCCCGCCCACCGCCGCCGUCGGCUUUACUGUCGUGUGGGCGGCGUACAGCCCGGUCAAGAACUCUCCGGACGACGCGCGCGCCAAGGCGGCCGGGGGGAACCCCUCACACUCGGCCACGUCGGGCGAGGUGGACAUCUACCGCACCAACUGCGCCGCGCUGCGCAUGGCCGGCGCGCGCAUCGAGGGCCCCGAGCCGCGCGAGUUCAACGGCCUCUCCGUGGACCUCUGGCCGCGCGUCUCCUGGUCCCCAUUCUUCGCGCUCACCUUCUCUGACCUGGAGGCCAAGAUUGACGCGGCCAGUGUGCGGCUGAGCAAGGACGCCGUGCUUGUCAUCAACGGUGCCGGCGUGCGCAUCAAGAGCCUGGAUCUGGAUGGGACUCUGGUCAUUGACGCGGCCCCAGGGGCCGAGGUGGUCUUAGACGGGCUCAAGGCGCAAAACCGCGGCUGGAAGUGGCAGGCGCUCAAUCCAAACAAGGAGAUGACAGAGGAGCAGGCAAUGAGGGGCUUCAAGGUGUGCCGGAAAGGUGAAACUGCCUUGAAGCUGGAGUACCCAACUGAGGGAAAGUAUGUGUACCCGGAGAAAGCUGAUGCGGGCAAGGAAGGGGUCAAGACAGAAAGAGCAGCUGUGGCCUAAGUGGGCGUUGUAGAAGGCCCUGUACAGAGGGAAGGAAGGGUACAGUGGCUGUACGGAGUUCUGAAAUAUGGGCCAAGAAUUGGAUUCAUUGAGGUGGUGCUCAGACAGGGAAUGGGCGGUUUCCAAAUGGCGCUUCGUUGCAGGUGUUAUCUUGCCUGACUGCUUAUAGGGUGCUACAUAUGCCACAAGAGCAUGUAGAGUAGCAACGUAGACUCUACUCUUGCAGAUAUGCCUUCGCUUUUGGAACAUCACAACCCUCGACCAAGAUACCUCAGGCAUAUUUUAUUGUGCAAGUACAACUCGUUU